AUGGCUGCUGAACGUGCACUACCAACUCCCCCUCUACCUUCAUCACCGUUGGUAUAUCCUUUCCCAUUUCCUACGAAACGCGAUCCUGCUUUGCAACCCAAUCCACAUCCUUACGCUGUCAAGACCACCACUAGUGCACUCCUCACGCGGUCUAACUCAUCCGGCCACAACGUUGCUGCGAUGCACCAUUACUACGUCCCUGUCUCACCUAACGCAAGCCGCAGUUCCGAACAUGUCAAAGGUCAUAGACCGUCCAAGUCGCAGCCCAUUCAUAUAUCUCCGUCUCGUUCUUCUCCCCGCCCCCUUCCCGUCCCACCUAUUUUCCCCAGUUCCAGCCCCACUCGUUCGAAUGGGCAUCCCAGCGAUGGUGGUGCGGGCGGGUAUUCCAGUGCAGAUGAGGCCCGUCCAUGUUCGCGGCGCGCAAGGCGUGCUGACACUCUCCCUUCCUAUACUUCACCUGAUGUCUUUAGUCAUCUUCCGGCUCUACUUGAUGAUCUUCCCUCCAACCCGAAGCUCUGGACCCCCGUGCAGCUGUCGUCAUAUCUGAUGGCAGCGCUUCGUGUCACCUCUGCCGCGCGCCCCGGUGAGUCUGACUGUGUCCUUCCGACUCCCGUUGCAAAGGACAUUGCAACUUUCUUGAGAUCACGCAUGGUCAGUGGUCGGACGUUCUUGAAGCUGAGCGAUGAGGACUUGCAGAGCAUGGGUAUGAAUAAGAAGUGGCGCCAAGUUCUUCUUUCAGCAUCGCAUGAUCUACGUCAGAACAUGCUCAAGGGCCGUAUCUGGGGAACGGAGGCCUCGCCCUCGUCCUCACCCGGCUCCGCCUCCCCCGCCAUCCCCGUAGACGUCUUCUCCAACGGCCUCUACUCCUCCAGUGCUCCUGACCUAUUGGCGGACGAUAUUGGAAGCGAGAGCGGAGGUUCCCCGACGCGCUAUCGCAGCGGUCGCGUCAGAGGGAUGGUCGAGUCGUUCGAGCGCAGCGGUAGCUUCAGCUCCGAAGGCAGUUUCGACGGGGACGAGGGUGGCAGAGUGCACCGCUCGCCCUCGAACAUCGCGCGCUGGCUGCAUAAGGAAGAUCCCAUCGACGAGGACCCGCUCCGCAGCUCGAGCCCAGUCUGCGGUGCGAUGCAGGAAACUUUCGAGCCAACGAUGGAGGAGCUCCUAGCAACCGAGCCUUCGGGCACGGACUCGACAGGUUCGUGGGGUGUCCGUGCGUGGGAGGAGAUGGAUCUUGCACCUAACGUUACGGUCAAGCGGGUAGCAGAGAAUAGCGCGCCCAACGGGACCUGGGUAGAGACACCUCCGGAAAAGGAUGCGAUCGGGACGAUCGUAGCGCUGGAAAAUGGCGGCGGCAAGGGCAGCCACCACAGGAGGGGCCGAGAGGAGCGGCGCGUCGUAACUGCGAUCUUUGCCCCUAGUGAUGCGGGGACCGCAUGCUCCGCCACCGAGUCGGAGAAGGAGGCUGCACCAGAGGCGGUGUCAGUGCUAGAAGCACGCGAGGCAGGCACUCAGACCGACGGCGUCGAGCGACCGUUGGAGACAGAUUGGAUCGUUCGAGAGAAUAUUCUCAGAGACGAAUUGACGACCACUCGAGCGCUUCUUGAGACCUUCCGAGCGCGACUGGAGGCUGUGGAGCAGAAAGUUGCAGACCUGGAACAACGCGAACACGAGCGUGAAAUGGAGGCGUCGCGAGCGACUAACGCGAAAACCAACGCACUUGUAUCUGGAGAUGCAGCAUCCAGUGCAGAGGCAUCAUCUGAGCUCGUAGAGGUUGCAUCGUCCUCCGUGGGAGCGGACAACACAACCUCAAGGGUGUCGCUUCUUCCGGCCGCUUUUCAACAAUUCAAGCGGUCUCUUCCCAUGGCUAUUGGUCUUCCGUCCGCGCCCACAGAUGAUGACGACAACGCAGAACCUUCGUCGGUAUCGGAUUUGCCAUCUUAUGUCCUCCUCGUUGGUCUUGGUGUAUGUGCUGUCGUGCUGCGUGUGGUGCUCAGGAAGGUAACAGGAAGGGGUGUCGGCCUGAAGCUGUAG
Molecule: messenger RNA, 2028 nt
Organism: Sparassis crispa
Lineage: Eukaryota; Fungi; Basidiomycota; Agaricomycetes; Polyporales; Sparassidaceae
Exons: 2
Coding region: 1-2028 (675 amino acids)
Source: RefSeq, a predicted model, not a curated record